UUUACGGAGCGCCACCGACUUUUUCGUCUUCUUCCAGUAGAAAAUUGGGUUUUGAUGUCCUUCAAAGGCAGUCUCGAUGUGGCUCCUCUAGACGUAAUUGAAUGGAAUGCGCGUUGUCAGCAUGCAGACGCACUCGGAACCACUGGUGAGGUGAGACCUGCUGGUCCCGAAUACCGUGGUGAAGCCUCCAAAUGA
This is a messenger RNA of Hydatigera taeniaeformis, 195 nucleotides long. The record is from the annotation of a GenBank genome assembly. Lineage: Eukaryota; Metazoa; Platyhelminthes; Cestoda; Cyclophyllidea; Taeniidae.